Messenger RNA from Lachnellula hyalina, 1386 nucleotides. It is a transcript of the gene pmi1, whose product is annotated as Mannose-6-phosphate isomerase. The record is from RefSeq and is a predicted model, not a curated record. Gene Ontology annotation, cellular component: cytosol. Gene Ontology annotation, biological process: GDP-mannose biosynthetic process; carbohydrate metabolic process. NCBI's taxonomy places the organism in Eukaryota, Fungi, Ascomycota, Leotiomycetes, Helotiales, Lachnaceae. The transcript is spliced from 2 exons. Gene Ontology annotation, molecular function: zinc ion binding; mannose-6-phosphate isomerase activity. The annotation marks the transcript as partial.
UAUUCACAAGACUUCAUUCUUCCACUCAUCACAAUGCAAGUCCCAUUGAUCAGACUCCAAUGCGGAGUCAACAGCUACGACUGGGGCAAAGUAGGCAAAGAAUCAGCCGCCGCAAAAUUCGCUGCUGCCACCCCAGCCGACAACUUCUCCAUCCAAGAAGAAAAGCCAUAUGCAGAGCUAUGGAUGGGUACGCAUCCCUCCAACCCUUCGAAAGAUGUUGCCACCAAGCGAACCCUCCUCGACCUCGUACAAGACAACCAAGCACUCAUGUCCACCGAAAUCAGCGAGAAAUUCGAAAACAAAUUGCCGUUCCUGUUCAAAGUCUUAUCUAUUGGCAAGGCACUCAGUAUACAAGCACAUCCAAACAAGAAACUCGCCGAGCAACUGCAUAAGAAGGACCCGAAGAACUACCCUGACGACAAUCACAAACCUGAGAUGACAAUUGCUAUCACACCUUUCGAUGGACUCUGCGGCUUCCGGCCUUUGGCAGAAACGGUUCAUUUUCUGACCACGAUACCAUCCCUCAAGAAACUCGUGGGCGAGUCAGAAGUCGAAACAUUCAAAUCAGCAGUGAAGGGUCAAGAAGCCUCAGAGAAGCCGGAAGACGAGGAGAAAAACAAGAAAGCCCUACAAAAGGCAUUUGGUUCCCUGAUGAACUCGAAGAAGGAGAAUGUUGAACAAGCUGCAAAGGAAUUGAUAGCCUCCGCGGAAAAGGAAGGCGCUGAUUUCGCUGAUGGUGGAGGGCCUUCAAACAAUGGACAAGAACUGGCGGAUCUCGUUGUACGGCUCAACCAGCAAUUCCCAGGCGAUAUUGGGCUCUUCGUCCUCUUCUUUCUCAACUACGUCAAGCUUGAGGUCGGCGAGGCCAUGUUCUUAAAGGCGGAUGAUAUCCAUGCAUAUCUCAGUGGCGAUAUAAUUGAAUGCAUGGCUGCAUCCGAUAAUGUUGUUCGGGCUGGAUUUACCCCCAAAUUCAAGGAUGUGAAUACGUUGAUUUCUAUGCUCACUUAUUCAUACGCUCCAAUUGAAGAGCAGAAGAUGGAGCCAGUGGACUACCCAUACGCUACUCUAAACCGAGAUGCAUAUUCCUCUGGCUCAUCAGCCAUCCUUUACGAUCCUCCAAUCGAAGAGUUCAGUGUAGUAAGAACCAGUCUCAAGAAUAAAGGCGCAAAGGCUACAUUUGAGCAAAUCGCUGGACCAAGUAUCUUCAUCUGCACAACUGGAAACGGGAAGAUUAGUGUGGGACCCAAAGUAGAGGAGGUAAAGCCCGGAUAUGUCUACUUUGUGGGUGCAACGGCUGAGGUGGUACUGGAGAGCGAGGAUGAUGAAUUUACGACUUUCAAGGCGUUUUGCGAGUUACAUGGGAAAGAGGGUGGGGAAAAGCUAUGA